UCAUUGCAGACUACUCCCCCUUCCGAGCUGAUCCAGCUAAGUAUCCGAGACAGAGGGUGGUCACUAAAUAACGAAGUGACCAGGAGUACCCACAAGCACUGCGAACAGACUGACUCCCGUGCAGCCAGAGAGGAAGGCAGCGCACAGUCCUGCAGACCGGUGAACAAACACAACUAGUGCAACACAAGACCUUACGAGACAGCCGCCAUGGAGUUUAAGAUUGUCGUCCUUAGCCUGGUGGUCAUUGGCGCAGUGGUCUGUUUCACGCCAUCUCACGAAAAACCCAUGAGCUUGACUCAGAGAUGUCGGUGCCGAUACUUUGAUUCGGGUGUUUACAAACACCAGAUUAAACAGCUGAAGAUAAUAAACAAUGGCAACUGUCCUAUUCAAGUCCUGGCUACACUGAAGAGUAACAAACAAGUCUGCCUUAACCCUGAGACCAAAUGGCUGAAGACUUACAUUGACAAGGCGCUAGGCAACAAUGCCAAGUAAGAUACAAGUGCACAGCAUAUCUCAUAUGUCACCACCAUUGCAACCCACCUUACCUGCCAUCCUUUCCACCUUGGUUCUAACCUACAUCUUCACCAGAAAAACAAACUGAACUUCUUUCUGUCUCUCAAAGACUUAUUGCAUAUACUUUAUUUUAAUGCCAUUACCUUUCAGCCCCUAUCAGUGUGAGUGCAAAAAUGUGUUAUUAUUAAGACUUUUCUAGCCAUGGAAUGAAUGUAGAGUAUCUCUGAAUGCAGACAUGAAGCAAUUGAAUGCAAACAUUUGAAAGGGGCUUUGAUGGGCUUACCACCACAGUGGGCAUCAUGGCAUGGUUUCUGAAGUAAGUGUAUGCAGAGAGAACAUUCUGGAGACAACAUGCUACAUCCUCAUUAUGAAUGCUUGUCUUUCAUUUUUAAUGUAUAUACCACACCAGCUUGUGCAUGUCAAACUGCUUAAGAAGAUUUGUAAAUGCGACUUUCAAGAGGCAAGAAAGUUUACAAGAAGAAAAUGUAAGUGGUCACAGUAAAUGAACUGAUGAGUGAUGCGUAGGAGAUAACAUGGGAUUUUACAUGUGUGAGCCAUGCAUCUCAGCGCUAUAUUCACAGCUUGGCCACUUUAUAUAAUAAAACUUUGUGCUUCGGUACUCCUCUUUCUGCACUUAAUAUGUGGCUUUGUUUUCUUUCCAUCAGCUUUCUCUGACUGCCUCACUGCUAAGCCUCUAUUUUGCUAAAAAAAAUACUACAUUUUACCCAUUAUGACCUCCAGAGUCUGCCUUCAUAAACUCAUCUGCCUCUGCAAUUCAUGCAAAAUAAGUUUUACAGAAUAAUUUGAAUAUGCAGCCACCUAUAUAUUUCCUGACAUCUUACGUUAGCCUGGUUCAAGCUUCACAAGACUGCAGCUCAAAUGUUAAACAAGGAUUUGCAUUGCUUACCUGCAUCUAAAAGGAGAAGAUCUUGCUGCAUGAAAAUUUCAUCUACUUGGAUGGACACAGAGAAUGAGAGAAAACUAUGUACAUUUCUUUAUAAAACAUCAUCAUACUUGGGGUGACAGCUAACUGCAACAAACUCAUUUUAACUUUAGAAUCAUUCCAGCUUAACAGCCUUGCUGUAGAAUAAAUCCUGAUAAAUGUUAUAAAAUGUGGAUGCAAUAAAAGUAGUAAUUUUCAUGUAUUUCUGCCACAGGGAACAGAUUAUACCUUAAAAUCAGCACCUAUCACCUCAUCCUGAUGCAAAAUAUCAAUAUUGUAUGUGUCUUAAGAAAACCAAACAAUUGAUGACAGGGCACAUACUUUAUAAAACGUCACUCUGUAGACUAGCUAUGUGAUUUCUAAUUUUUUUCCCUUGAACAUAUCAGGGCAUUCAUGUAACUCUCUUUUGCAUGUUCUGGAUUCAGGUAGAAAGGAUUUAAAGUCUGUAAUAAAUACACUUUUAUAGAAAUAUGUCAUAUUUUUUACACAUAUACAAACUUAAAAGUGAGAUGUGAACAUACAUAUUUAUGUAGAUAUGUGAGUCUCUGUUGCCUCUGAAUAUUAUCAGAUUUGAUUCUGAGAUGCAUCUUUAAAUGAAAACAAUGCAUGCCAGAAGUCAUUAGCAUCAGCUUUACUAGAAUUCAUCUUAGUAACGGCAAAGGAAACCAUAAAACUGUAGCCUCAAAACACCCAUUCGCAUCACAAUGCAACUGUUCCUCAAAAUAGAUUCAUACGUCAUGCGCUUUUCUUAACAAAAUGGCCACAUUUCCGUCUUAAAUCCAUUUAUUUUAACAUGGAUUAUAAAAACAGAAGUGAUGAUAUGUAAGGGCAAAAUAACCACAUCUUCUCUUUGUUACAGGCCACCUCGGAAGUGAAAGGCAGUUUCUACAGCCUAAUCAAAUCCUAUUGUUUUUCUCUGUGUACAGCCCGGAAAACACCCUGCAGCCUAGAUAUGACAGUGGUAACAAUGACACUGUCAUGUUCCCAGCUGUCUUGACUUCGCUUGACAUGUCAUAGUGAAAGAAGUGUAGUUACUGAGUUAAUUAGUUAAUUUAUACAUGGUCAUAGUUGCCUUCCAAUGCAGCACCUUAGUUGCCUCUCCAAAUCUAUUGCAGUGUAUUCUGGUUUUACUGCAAUAUGUCUUGAUGUGUGAGAUCUUCAAAUGCUCUUUUAACUCUGGACAUACACAUUUUUACAGUAUACAUUUCUAAUUCUUUCAGGAAUAUUAUUUUUUUCAAAACUCUGAAUUAAUAAUGUUUUAUAAGGGCAGAUUGUUGAAAAUAUUGUAAUAAAAGACUGUAUUAGCUGAAUGCCAUCUAAUUUCAGUAUUAGAGUAAGUUGUAAAGUAUUAAUAUCUCUAUAUAGCCAGAAACAAGACUUAUUUCAUUAUGCUGUGUCCUGGUUUCUUGCAAUCACUUUUUCAAAGAUUUGUAAUACAGAACUAACCCACACAUUGCCAGAUGUUUGCCUUUCUUUCCAAUGUUGCUUUUCUACGUACCAGUUGGUAUAAUAUAUUUUAUAUGUUAUGAGUACAUCAUAAUGAAUUAAAGAAUAGGCCUCUAAGUUGGAAAUUUUUUCCUAAGGCUUAUCCUCUUUUAAAUGCAGCACAUCCCACAAUGUGCUAAUGUUAUUUGUUUUUUUAUCCAUAAUUCACCACUCUUACCUGUGCCUUUGCAAAACAUUGAAAAGCCACAUUCUGUGUACAUCUGAUAUAAUGUAAAUAUCAUUUUCUGCACUUUUUAUGAAUGUUCACAAAUUUGUGUAUUAUUGUUUAUUCCCCCAAAUUUCCUUUCUAUGAAAGGACUUCCCACAAGUUCUUUAGUAGUAAGCAUAUAUCAAGCAAUCAAUUACUGAUGAACUGUACAGAUAAGGUACAGGGUUCCUCAGUGAUUGAAGUAAAUAUGUCCAACAGUGUAGGUUCCCUUUGAAUACAUUUCUUCAGAUGACUUUUUACAUGUUUUCUCUCUUUUUUGUGUUUUGUAAAUAGUGCAUUGUCAAACUAUGAAAUCAAUUUUUUUGUAUUCUGUACAGUGUUUGAAAUUCUGCAAAACUUUUAGUACUUUUCCACUGUACUGAAAGAUUAAAGUUUUGUUUUUUUAUUUUA
Molecule: messenger RNA, 3560 nt
Organism: Protopterus annectens (West African lungfish)
Lineage: Eukaryota; Metazoa; Chordata; Ceratodontiformes; Protopteridae
Gene: CXCL12
Product: C-X-C motif chemokine ligand 12
Exons: 3
Coding region: 208-492 (94 amino acids)
Biological process (GO): cell chemotaxis; defense response; immune response
Cellular component (GO): extracellular region; external side of plasma membrane
Molecular function (GO): chemokine activity; CXCR chemokine receptor binding
Source: RefSeq, a predicted model, not a curated record